AUGUUCAAAGGAGCUCUGGCUCCAACGAUAGCAAUUGCUCUGUUCCAAUGGUCUGCUUAUGCGCAAGCUUAUACAACGAUCGGUUACAUCGUUGGCAUAAUGGCCGUCAUCUCCAUAGUGAUCGCCCCACGUACGAAAUUCCUACAGACUAUGAUCAUCAACAUAGUAUUCUCUGGCAUCGCAUACGCCGUGUCACUCUUGGCCAUGUUCUGUACGGUGAAGGCCAGGUUGAACAGCACCGGCCCUGAGAUGCCUGGUCGAGGUGGGCCUGGGACGAGUGGACUGGCGGCCACUGGUGCAGAGACGGCCAAUUACAAUUCCUCGGCAUCGGCGGUUGCUGGGGUUUGGUUGUUCGUGGAGAUAUACAUCAUCAGUGUAAUUCGUGCCCAGGGCCCCCAGUACACAGUACCAGGAAUACAAGUCGCCAUCUUUGCAGUAGUCUCUUCUACGUACGGACCCCAAUUCAACACCAUGGAGGCUGCUUCUAACUUCGCUUGGAGGCUACUGAGCGCCUUUUACACGGGAUUUGCCAUUGCCACGAUAGUUUCGCUAUUGAUUUUCCCGCUGACCAGCCGCCAGGUCGUGUUCAAGACAUUGGGUGCUUACAUCAUAUCCUUGAGAGAAGCGAUCGAGGCUAACAUGGUUUACAUGCAAAGUCUGGAAGAGACAGAUAUGUUUGCAGCGCAACGGACCAACUCCAAAGGCGCAAAGCCAGAGAGAAGUCCUGAAGUUGAAGCAUUCAAACUCAAGGUGCAAAACUUAGCAGUGCUCAGCAGUAAACUACAGGGCGACCUUCCAUUUGCCAAGAGAGAAAUCGCCGUGGGUAAACUUGGACCAGACGACAUUCAAACCAUUUUUCGCUUGCUGAGGGCUAUCAUGGUCCCGGUCGUUGGGCUCAGCUGCAUGUCUGAUGUUUUUGAAUUGACCGCCGAGAGAAGAGGUUGGAACAGAAGUUACAGUGUGGCUGGGCUGACCAUGGACGCUGCAGAGGAUGAAGACCAGAAGAUUCGGAUUGAGAUUGUCAACGAAUGGCACGAAUUGAUGAAGGCAUUGAAAGAGCCAUUUCAACUUAUGACCAAUGUCAUCAGUCAGGGGCUCGAACACAUCCUCAUCGUAUCACGACUCGGGCCGAAAGCUCGAACGAAGUCGAAGGCCGAAGAUUUGGAAUCUGAAGGAUCAGACCCGAAGCCAGGCGAUAAAACCUUUUCGACCUUCUUCCGGGCACAAGCGGAGAUGUUCCUGAAGACCAAAGAAAUGAUGCUGAGGAGCUGGUGUAGGCUACAUGACAUCGACCUGCCAUCAGACUUCUUUGAGCAUCCGGAUCGGGAAGACUUCCAGGCUCCAUCAUGGAUGAAUGAGGGCACCAUGUCUCCCACGCAUCAAGCAUUGCGAAAGCAAUUGUUCUUGUGCCUCUAUCUUGAGUUCUUACUCUUCAAUUUGGCUCGACGGACCCACACCUUGAUGAUUGCAAUUGAUACGAUGCGUGACAAUGGGAAGCUCAGCAGAACACGUCUCGUGGUCCCAGGAUACAAACGCCUUCGCAAAUGGGCUUUGAGUUUCUGGAUCACACGACAGGAUACCCACGGCGAUGAUGAGCGGGAUACAGACGGCAUGACCACAACGAUCUAUCUAGGAGAGGCGUAUAAGGCGAGAAAGGAUCCCGAGCACCUACAGCCUGCGAAUGCGUGGGAGAAGUUCACCAAUCAAUUCAGAAGGAUUUCACAUCUUCUCAGCUCCCCUGCCUCGUCAUUUGGCUUCCGGUGUGCCUGUGCAACCAUGUCUGUUGCUGUCAUCAGCUUUCUCUACCAAACCCAGACAUUCGCAACGACGGAAAGAUUCUUUUGGGCGCAGAUCAUGAUUGCCAUUAGCAUGAGCCCCUCAGCUGGUCAGAGCCUGCGCAACUUCCUAUUGCGAAUCCUUGGCACCAUCGUUGCCAUGCUUCUUAGCUUGAUCACAUGGUACAUCGUUGAUGGGAAAGUCGCAGGAGUCCUGGUCUUCUUAUUCAUAUUUCUCCAUCUCGGGUCGUAUGUUCUGAUCAAAUAUCCGCAGUACACUCCGGUCGGAAUGAUUGGGCAAAUCACACUGAUUCUUAUCAUUGGCUAUGAGUUGCAGGUUGAGAAGCUUGGGAUCGAGACUGCAACCUCGAAUGGCCAGAGAUACUAUCCGAUCUAUGAACUUGGCCCCAUCAGACUUGCGACCGUUUGUGCUGGUCUACUAAUUGCCUGGUUCUGGACAAUAUUUCCAUACCCGAUCACGGAGCACAAUCAAAUGCGCAACGGAUUGAGCCAGGCUCUAUACCUCCUAGCCAAUUAUUACUCCGUGAUGCACGAAACAGUAUUUAUUCGACUCCGCGAUAUUGACUGUACCCGCAAGGAUAGCCCGGCACAUCAAUUGGAGAAGAUGCGAUUGAAACUCUACUCGAAAGCAAGUCUUACAAUUCAGAAUCUUCGCGCGCAGAGCCAAUUCCUUAAAUUCGACAUCCCAAUAGGAGGCAGAUUCCCUGGUGAGAAGUAUCAAAAGCUGGUCGAUGAAAUGCAGUCCAUGCUCAAUUUCAUGUCACUCGUAUCACUCGCUUCUUCGACUUUCGAAAAUGUCCGAAACGACUAUCCCGAUGCAGGCGGCCAACGCUGGCUCCGCAGCCUCCGCAAAGUCGUGGGCGAAGCCGAGAUGACCUCUCAGGAAAUAACCACCACACUCUCCCUCAUGUCCGCCGCUGUCUCUGCUGGGCACCCCCUACCGCCCUACCUGCGUAUUCCUGAGGCAUACCUUCUCGAGCAGAAGCUGGAUACCCUCGAUAGAGACCUCUUGAGCGUCCGACACAUCGCAGAGCCGGGCUAUGCGAGCUUUGCAGUCAUGCAGGUCGGGUCACGAUGUAUUAUUGAUGACAUGAAGAGAGUCAUGGCAGGCGUAAAGGAUCUGGUCGGCGAGUUGGAUUUCUCAUACCAUAUCAUUAGUACUAGCGAUGCUUCCGAGAGUGAUAGGUCGGCCGAGAGCUUAAUUCAUAAAAGGCCUGUGGAGAUGCGGCAAAGUAGUAGUAGCGGGAGUGCUAAUCAAGCACGGAAGCUGGACUGA
Messenger RNA from Dissoconium aciculare CBS 342.82, 3072 nucleotides. RefSeq lists its product as uncharacterized. The record is from RefSeq and is a predicted model, not a curated record. The coding region runs from base 1 to 3072 and encodes 1023 amino acids. NCBI's taxonomy places the organism in Eukaryota, Fungi, Ascomycota, Dothideomycetes, Mycosphaerellales, Dissoconiaceae. The transcript is spliced from 2 exons.